Messenger RNA from Strigops habroptila (Kakapo), 6119 nucleotides. It is a transcript of the gene TAPT1, whose product is annotated as transmembrane anterior posterior transformation 1. Bases 2376 to 4226 code for a protein of 616 amino acids. NCBI's taxonomy places the organism in Eukaryota, Metazoa, Chordata, Aves, Psittaciformes, Psittacidae. The transcript has 15 exons. The record is from RefSeq and is a predicted model, not a curated record. Gene Ontology annotation, cellular component: ciliary basal body; endoplasmic reticulum membrane. Gene Ontology annotation, biological process: maintenance of protein localization in endoplasmic reticulum; positive regulation of cilium assembly.
AUCCUCCACCCCACCCCACCCCCACCCCCGCUAAUUAUCUCUUGGGGAAAAAAAGCAGAACUCCAGCCGUGGUAACAUAGGGCCGUGUCUUGCUCUAAGAAAAUCGCUUCAGGAAGAAGAUUGGUGAAUGGUUAUGAAACUGCAAAGUGGAUUCCAACAUGCUGCAGAGUCAUUCUGUAGCAUGUCUCCCAGCAGAUAAGCUAUGGAAAGCAACAAAAUACAGCUUCUUAACAGCAGAUGGUCCCAGAUAACUCCCAACAGCAGAUAUCGUAAUGAACCACUACUUCCUAUAUCAACACUGCUAAGUUUUUUUCACUAAACAACUUUUCCCCUCUGACUUGGCUAGCUCAAGGACUCAAAUAUCUAAAGACUGGAUUUUGCUGCAGUUGGGUUUACUUUCUGGAAGUGGCCACCAUGCCAAAAUACCACAUUAUAGUUGAAAUACACACAUUUGCACGCGGAAAAGAAUGCAUUAAAAUUCUGGCCAACAAUGUGUUACAAACUCGAUGUAAAGUACAGAAAAAAACAUACAGAAAGACACUGGGUAAAAACUUGAGGGUAGCUGCUAAGUGUGCUUUUGAAGCAUCAAAAAAACGAGCAAAUUCUUAGCUGAAUCAUAUUGCAGUCACACUAUUAUCGCGCCUUCAGCUGAACUACUUCAAGUGGAGAACUGGAGGAUCUUGUAAACUAAGCAAGGUUAUCUUGGGUCAACCCUGAAUAGAAAAUGUCUGUGCUAUCACAACUGCUGCCAGCAAUUCGUUAUAUAGCAUCUCAGUGAGCCCGAAGGAGAAAUAACAUAGCGGAUUGUUAGAUGCUGCUUGAUGCUCCAAACAACUUCUUUCAGGUAAGACUGUAACAAGUUCGUGACAAUUUGUUGUCCUUCAAUAUCAUGCAGUGUAUCUUAUUGAUGGAUACAGCUUUUAUACACAUUUGGAAGGAGAGAACCAGAGUAUGUCUGAGGGUGCAUGCAACUUUGCAUGGACUGCCACAGGACUCCAGCUGAGGGAAUUUUUCAGCUCUUCUUGGAGCUCUUAGUUCUGCAUCCUGUUUUUCCAACAGCUUUUUACAUCUGCAGAGAAAAUACGGGAGAAGAAAGCCCAAACUAAUGAUGUGUAGUAGCUAUCGCUGUUAGCUCCCGAUAUGGUACUCAAUACACAUUAUGAGUGCCUGUAAAAGCGCUCCACUCCCUAUAUGUCAAGACCUGGAUGAAUCCUACCAGAUUUUAGGCAUUUAAAACCACUAAUGGCAAUGGAAAUGGGCACCUCCAGUCUAUCCAAAGCCUGAAAUGCUCUUUGAGAUGACUGUAUGAGAAACUUACAGAAGAAGACUACUAUGGAUUUCCAAAGAAAGAAUAAAGCACUCUUUGUUUUCGCAGGACACGUGGCUAAAUAUUAAGCUGACUGAAUCUGGCCUCUGAAUACAUGAUAAGAACCUGAGAACUGAAUGUGAAGGAAAUGUUGUACUUCAAAUUCAGGCGAGGUAUUUUGUCCUCGUGUCCAUGUGAAUUCCCCCUGCAAACAAGUGCUUUACUGUCACCUUGAGCUUCCUGCUUCUCAUAUUUUCAUGUUGACACUUCUAUAAAUUAUAAGCACUUUGAGACAGGAACGAUUAUUUUUCACUAGUAUGCCUCUGAUAAGCCUUACCACUGCCUGUAUCAUGCUGCCAGUAACUAACAUUUCCAGCUUCAGCACUUCAUGAACCACAAGAUUCCAGACCCUGGUUCUUGGGCUGGUGGAGCCUGUUGACCUCUGUGGGCUCCUUGAGCUCUGCCGCCUGCCCUCCCUUGCCCAGGGAGGCACGGUGAGCUCCGUGCGAGCCAGACGGCUACUGCAGCACCUGCCUCCAUGCAGGUGGGCCUGGCGCUGUGACUUCUUCCAGAGGCCUCUUGCAGGAAGAGCUACACAGGCCUGGGAGCACGGACUGUAACCUCAAGUGGGCGGUCUUGUUCAUUGAAGUGCUCUUGGCUUUAGAGUUAAUAAUUCACCUCGGUUUUCAUUUUCGGUCAAGGUCUUUAUUUGCGUAGCGCCGGGUAGAUCAAACACGUUAUCUGCAACUGUUUUGAACCACUGCCCCCUAGCCCGUUGUAGUGGGUGAAACCGUGGGCAUUACGCACGUUUCUUGUAAUGGCAGCGGGCCCGCUGGGUCUCUCCCCUGACACAAGUAUCUUUCUUUUCGCCCAGCAGCAUCUAUAGUACGAGAACAAGCUCCAAAGCCGGGCAGUAGAAGGCGCUGAGGCGCCCCUGCAGCGCGGCGGCCGCGGCACCUCAGGGGUUAACUGCGGCACCGCCACGCCAACAUGGCGCCGCCCGCCUUCGCCCCCGCCCCGCGCGCUGGGCAGUCGCGCGGCGGCCGUGGCGCGCCGCUGUCGCGCGGUUAUGAGUCACCGCCAGGGGCGCGGCGCGGCGCGCGGCUCGGGGGCGGCGGGCGCGGGCCGGGCGGCGCUGCUGCUGGCGGCGAACAUGGCCGGCGUUCCCGACGCCGCUGCCUCCGCCGCCGCGCCGGGCAGCGGCGGGGAUGGGCGGCGCGGCGGCGGCCCGGAGCAGCACGAUAGCGGCCGGGGUGAGCCGAAAACUCUCUGGGGGAACAGCGAGCUGUGGCCGCCCGCCGCCGGCCCGGGGCAGCCGUCUCCGCAGCAGCGAGCGGAGACGCUGGGCUUCUGCGAGAGCGACCGGGGCAGGAAGAAGAAGCGGAGCCUUUCGGAUCUUUCAUUGCUGAGAUUCAUCAGUGCUGAGCUAACAAGAGGCUACUUCCUUGAACACAAUGAAGCAAAAUACACAGAGCGGAGAGAAAGAGUAUACACGUGCAUGCGGAUACCAAAAGAACUGGAAAAGUUGAUGUUUUUUGGAAUCUUUUUGUGCCUGGAUGCUUUUCUGUAUAUAUUCACCCUCCUUCCUUUGAGAGUUUUUCUGGCAAUGUUCCGGUUCAUCACUUUGCCUUGCUAUGGCUUACGCUUUCAUCGGGGCGUAACAGCAAGUGAUAGACGUUUGCUACAACCUGCUCAGGUAUGUGACAUUCUCAAAGGAGUUAUAUUGGUCAUCUGCUACUUCAUGAUGCACUAUGUUGACUACUCUAUGAUGUAUCAUCUGAUAAGGGGACAGUCUGUCAUAAAGCUCUACAUCAUCUAUAACAUGCUGGAGGUGGCUGAUCGUCUGUUUUCUUCAUUUGGACAAGAUAUUUUGGAUGCUCUUUAUUGGACAGCUACAGAACCUAAGGAAAGAAAAAGAGCUCACAUAGGUGUGAUUCCUCACUUCUUCAUGGCAGUGCUGUAUGUCUUCCUGCAUGCUAUUCUUAUAAUGGUUCAAGCAACAACCCUUAAUGUGGCCUUCAACUCCCACAACAAAUCACUGCUUACCAUCAUGAUGUCCAAUAAUUUCGUUGAAAUAAAAGGAAGUGUUUUCAAGAAGUUUGAGAAGAACAAUCUUUUUCAGAUGUCAAAUAGCGAUAUAAAGGAGAGGUUCACCAAUUAUGUGCUGCUGUUAAUUGUAUGUCUAAGAAAUAUGGAACAGUUCUCAUGGAAUCCAGAUCAUCUUUGGGUGUUAUUCCCAGAUGUUUGCAUGGUGGUUGCUUCAGAAAUUGCAGUGGAUAUUGUGAAACAUGCCUUUAUAACAAAGUUCAACGACAUCACAGCUGAUGUCUACAGUGAAUACAGAGCCAGCCUUGCAUUUGACCUUGUUAGCAGUCGACAGAAAAAUGCAUAUACAGAUUAUAGUGAUUCGGUUUCCAGAAGGAUGGGUUUCAUUCCUCUUCCACUGGCUGUUUUACUCAUGAGAGUCGUAACAAGCUCAAUAAAAGUACAGGGAGUCUUAGCUUAUGUUUGUGUUGUGCUGUUCUACUGUGGGUUAAUAUCGCUGAAAGUCCUUAACAGUAUUGUAUUGCUGGGGAAAUCAUGUCAAUAUGUAAAGGAGGCAAAAAUGGAGGAGAAAUUAUUCAAUCCUGUCCUGACUGCCACCCCAGGGAAGCCAGCUGGCAAACAGCAGAGCACAUUUAAAUCUACCCAAGGAAUUUCCACAGAUGAAAAUGGAUCUACAUCAGUCACCAGUCAACCUGUGCACCAGGAGAACUCACCGUCUUUACUUGUAACAAGCAAUUCUGAUCAAUUUCUGACAACUCCUGAUGGAGAAGAAAAAGAUAUAAGCCAAGACAGUUCAGAAUUAAAACACAGGUCUGCAAAGAAAGACUUGCUGGAGAUAGACAGGUUUACUAUUUGUGGAAACAGAAUUGACUAAGAUUUUUUUAUUUUAAUCAAUGUGCUAAGGAUACUGAGCUGUUGGGACAGCAGAUGCUACCAGAAUGGACAGUUGCCAAAAAAGGCACAUAAAUAUUUAUUUAAAAACUUAAAUUAUUAAUGGCAAAAAAUAUUAAUUUCUUUCUACAAGUAACUUGGCUUGGUAUCUGGUCAGGUCAAGUAAGUGAUCUUUAACUUGCCUCUUGGAAAAUGUGCUGGAUCGUGAGUCUCUAGCCUGGUGGCAGAGCUGCAGUAUCACUUUUCUGGAAAGUAGACUGGGAAAAAAGCAUAAGCCUGUUCUGCGUUAUGAAACCGUGCUUCCAGAACAUACUACUUUCAUGAAGGUUCCUCCAGUGUAAGGAUAUUCCUGGAAAUGUAUGCAACUUGAGCGGGAGCUUGCCUUUCCAGUUACCUUGUUUUAUUAAACAUCUGCAAGCAGAAUCCAAAAUUUGUGCUUAUAUCAACAAACGCAUAAAACAUUGGUACAUAAAACAGUAAGUCAAGAUAGUUACUCCUGUCAACAGAAAUCUUUUCAAGAUGUAUCUUGAAAAUCUUGUAAUCAGAAUAAAAUUUUGCCUUUAAAUGAAAGACUUACUGCAUACUAUUUUGUCCAAAUACUGAACAUCAAGGAAAGAUCACAGUAAUGAAGGUUCUGCUUAACUGGGCAAAUAUGAAGCAUAUUCAUUUCUUGUGUUGUGUGUCCUGCAAGGCAAAUUAUUUAACAAAUUAUUUUUAAAAGCUGAGGAUUUUUUUGUUGCUGUAGGAAAAAAUAAUAAAGGGGCACUUGUAUAUUUUGAGGAAAGGCAGUGUUAAUUGCAGCAAGUGUUGUGUUGGAACUCUAUGUAUGGCAUUAACACAGCAGAAAAGAAUAUUACACUGCAUUUUGGGUUUAACUCUGAUAAGAGUGACAUCUGUGUAUUAACAUGCCUGAGAACAUGCUAUAAAAGCUCAUACUGACAAUCAGAUCAAAAUGAUCCAUUGUAAUUGAUUGGGUUUAGCCACACUUAAGUAGAUAGACUAGAUCUAUAAAAAGCUUUUAAGCAUUACAAUGCAUCUAAAUUUCUGGUGUGAAAUGCAGUUGUGGGAGAAUUGAUGAAAGAUGGUUUAGAAUCCUCAGACCAAGAAUGGAAUGAAUUUCAGCUCAAAAUUUAGGCUGGAGACUUGUAUCAGAAGACACCCUGUAGUUAAUGAUAAAUUGUUGUAAACCACAGCAUUAAUUUCAAAUGCCUUUCAGCUAUUUAAGUAAGCACUAGUUUCACUUUCCAAGGGAAAGUAUCAUAAAAGUACUUCAGUGCAGAACAAAUUAAGACAAAAUUUGCUCUUUGCUGAUUUCAUGAUUUGUCAAGAGUGAGAAAGCCAAAGUUUAUUUGCUUUAUGGACAUGUGAAAAUUUAAUGUAUAUGCUAAUCCCUGAAACUUGCAGGACUACAGUAAUAUAACAAAUGGAGACAGCUGGACAGAGUUAUCAUGUACCUGAGCAGACUCCAUAAUGAGAUUUGCCAUCCAGGUUAGCAUGCUCUGCUCUGGUGGGAGCUUCUUGCUGCAGUCUUUCAGCCUCUCCUUUCCCAUCAAGAGUAGCUGGAGGAACGGCCAAAAAUCUGUGGUUACUGUUCAGGGAUGAGAGUAAGAAGAAGAGGACUUGUGCAGGGGAAAAAUCUGAAACUCUAACUUUUGAUGUAUUUUAUACUAAUUGGAGAUGUUCAAACAUUGAAAUUCAGAUUAUCUGUCAAUUUGGUGUAUCUUAUUUUUGAAUUAUUUAGCAGUUGCUAAAGAAAGCUUGGAAUUGCUUUCAUUUUUUUUUUUUUCUGUUGAAUGACAUUCUGUAUCAAUUUUAUAUGUGCAUCUUGUGUGAAACUCAAUAAAAUUCAAUUUUGUAAUAUUUGUUUAAAAAAGGA